This is a messenger RNA of Entrophospora sp. SA101, 816 nucleotides long. The record is from the annotation of a GenBank genome assembly. Lineage: Eukaryota; Fungi; Glomeromycota; Glomeromycetes; Entrophosporales; Entrophosporaceae.
AUGAGAAUGAAUCCUUUAACCAAAUUUAUAAAAUGCAUUCGUAGCUUUUGUGAUAUUCAAAUAAUAGAUAUCAUUGUGAUAAGUGAAAUUGCUGAAUCAAACAUAUAUGUGCUUCGAGAGGCUGGAGCUACGUUAUUAGUGACUCAUAGAGAGAGUAUGAAGAAAUCUUUUAUUUUUCUUAUGGAUCAUUUAUAUAAAUAUUAUAGUAGACCAGGAAAAGGAAUAAUAAAAUUUUAUAAUAGAGAUGAACCUUAUUAUGAAUUUACUAAUUUUUAUAGUCCAAAAAACAACAUAUUAAUAGAAGGUGUAUAUUGGCAAACUACUGAACAUUAUUUUCAAGCGGCUAAAUUUAAAGAUCCAUUAAUUCGUCUAAAAAUUCAAUAUGCAAAAUCAGCAAGAGAAGCAUUUACAAUUGCUAGAUCACAUGAUCUAGAGAAAAGAGUAGAUUGGGAAUUGGUAUUGACAGAAGAAAGAACAAUAUUCAAAGAGUUAAUUAUGAAAAAUGCAUUAAAGAGUAAAUUUAAACAAUUUCCCAACUUACAAUUUAAAUUACUUUCUACGUGUGAUGCUGAAAUAAUAGAACAUACACAAAAUGAUAGAUACUGGGGAGAUGGUGGGAAUGGCGAAGGGUUGAAUAGAUUAGGUCAACUAUUAAAAGAAGUCAGGACGGAGAUUUUUCAAACUGAGCGUAACAGAUUAAUUCUUGAAAAUGGAUUAGGAGGAGGCCGGUAUCAAGGCCAAAGAUGGAUUAUACAUCAUCUACAAUGUUUAAACCAUUUGAGCUUUGAUGGUAAUAAUAGUGACUAUAAUCUAUAA